GUUGACUGUAAGAUGAGAGAUGUGACACUAUCUCUGUCAGGCAGGUCCCCUGAAUUAAAAGUAUAUCACGUGGAUGGUACGGAGAUGAUGUUGACGCUACUUGUAAAAACUGAGAAUGUAUAUAUAGCCAAACUUACCUCUGUGGCACCGGGAGACUAUAUCGCAAAGGUGAGCGUAAUGCCUGGAGAUGCAGAUCUUAUGAUAAAAGGAGCGUGUUCGACUUCAAUUCGACAUGGAUUUUCACCGUUUCUACCAACAUCAAUGAAAGAUACCAUUUUAAACCCUUCUUUGGGAGAUAAAAGCCUUCUAGCAAUCGAACUCCUAAACGAAGAUAAUUUGAGUGACGUAAAUCUAUUGGGUGUGCAAAUAUAUGAUAUUACUGGAAAUCCUGUGAUGAAUUUAACACUUAAUAUCGUUAACGCAAAAGAAAAAUUGUAUGUUUCCGAUGAAUUUAUACCUCCAGAUAAACCAUUUAGGAUUGCUAUUAUAGGUGCUGCUGAGGAUUGUGCAAAAAAAGAGGUUAUACGAGUUACUAAUCCAACUAUCGAACCCAUGCCCAAGGGUUUUGCCGUUUUUAAUCAGGCCCCCACCAUACAGAAGCUGGAAAUAUUAACAUCUGAUAAAGAUAAAGUUGCAAUACUAUGUAAAGCGGGAGGUUAUCCCAAACCAGAAAUAAUAUGGAAGGAUAAGAAUGGUGUUACUUUUAGCAACGCUACAAUUGCCGACGAUGACUUGAGUAGGCCAGAAAUAUCUAGUACGCUUACAAUCAUUGAUCCGGAGGACAAUCUAUUUACAUGCAUGGCCACCAAUGCCCACGGCUCCGAUUCUGAUUUUGUCCCCAUAAAAUUACCAAAGGAACCGGUGAUUGAUAAAUCAGUAAAAAAAAUAAACAAAAAUAAAGGCGAAGAAGUUGAUAUAUUUUGCAGCCUAAAACAAGGGAAUCCUAAGCCAGAAAUUUCUUGGUAUUUUAUGGGAGAAGCUGAAAAUGAAUACGUAAAAUUAAAUGAAACAAGCGAAUCUUUGCACAUAUCUAGUUUGGGUAUUGACAAUUCUGGCUCCUAUCAUUGUAAGGCGAACAAUUCUGAAGGCAGUGAUUCUUACACGAUGGAUCUUUUUGUACCAGAUGUCAGGGAUAAAACAGUAAACGCAAACGCCGGUGAGUUGAUAACAUUGGAUUGUGCUUCUGGUGGUAUUAGUCAACCUGCCGUGCAUUGGUUUAUUAAUUAUCGUGAAGUUUUCAAUGGUGGAAGAUAUAUUAUUCAUAAUAACCAUUCUUUAAGUUUCAAAACAAACGACUUUGACAGCGGACGAUAUGAAUGUGUCUCAAUUAACCGGAACCAACGAAAAAGAAAGAUAAUAUUUGAAGUUGAGAUUAAUCCGGAUUUUGGAUUUAGGGUCACCAGGAUCUAAAAAGACCGGAACGUUAUAACGGAUAAUUCGUUGAAACUGUGUAAACGCAGUAUUAAAGAGUUUGUGGGGAUCAUGCCACAAGCGUGU
Zerene cesonia (dogface butterfly) is the source of this 1497-nucleotide messenger RNA. Its product is annotated as hemicentin-1-like. Gene Ontology annotation, molecular function: cell adhesion molecule binding. The transcript is spliced from 9 exons. The record is from RefSeq and is a predicted model, not a curated record. Lineage: Eukaryota; Metazoa; Arthropoda; Insecta; Lepidoptera; Pieridae. The coding region runs from base 13 to 1410 and encodes 465 amino acids. Gene Ontology annotation, cellular component: cell-cell junction. Gene Ontology annotation, biological process: cell-cell adhesion.